UAUCCGCCCCCCCAAAACUCUUUUUUGGAAAAUUCCCUACAAGAGCCGAUUUUUUUUUUUUUAAACAUUUACUUUAUAGAAAGCAACAGAAAGGCAGCAUGUCAGCUGAAACACCAGUCACACUGAAUAUUGAUCCUCAGGAUCUGCAGGUCCAAACAUUUACUGUAGAGAAGCUACUGGAGCCACUCAUAAUCCAGGUUACUACACUUGUAAAUUGUCCCCAGAAUCCUUCCAACAGGAAAAAAGGACGUUCAAAACGAGCCAGAGUCCUCCUAGCUUCUGUGGAGGAAGCAACUUGGAAUUUAUUAGACAAGGGGCAGAAGAUUGCUCAGGAAGCCACAGUUUUGAAGAAGGAGCUUACUACUGCACUUGAGGAAGUUCGCAAAGAAAGUGAAGCUCUGAAAGUAUCAGCUGAGAGAUUUGCAGAUGAUCCAUGUUAUCUCCCCAAAAGGGAGGCUGUGGUUCAAGCUGCCCGUGCCUUGCUGGCUGCAGUUACCAGACUCCUUAUCCUCGCAGAUAUGAUAGAUGUCAUGAGUCUCUUGCAGCACGUGUCAGCUUUUCAAAGAACAUUUGAGUCUCUAAAAAAUGUUUCCAAUAAAUCUGACCUCCAGAAAACCUACCAGAAGCUUGGAAAGGAGCUGGAAAAUCUGGAUUAUUUAGCCUUCAAACGUCAGCAGGUAGGAGUCAGAACUCUUCCUGGUGGAGGAGAUGAACACUUUAUGCUUCCUGCCAUUCUGCCUGUCAGGUUUAAGUGGAUCUAG
Neogale vison (American mink) is the source of this 761-nucleotide messenger RNA. Its product is annotated as catenin alpha-3-like. Gene Ontology annotation, biological process: cell migration; cell-cell adhesion. Gene Ontology annotation, molecular function: beta-catenin binding; cadherin binding; actin filament binding. NCBI's taxonomy places the organism in Eukaryota, Metazoa, Chordata, Mammalia, Carnivora, Mustelidae. Gene Ontology annotation, cellular component: adherens junction; fascia adherens. The record is from RefSeq and is a predicted model, not a curated record. Bases 99 to 761 code for a protein of 220 amino acids. The transcript is spliced from 5 exons.